GUUGCCGGAGAAUUGUCAUGCCGCUCAAAAAUUGUUUAGAAAUGUUAUAGGUCUUAUAAUUAGUGUUAUCAAGGCGCAGAUUUAGGCAAAUUUCAAGAAUGGCUGCGAAACGUAAAGCCGAUGUCAUAGUGCCUGCAGAAGAGAGCGACCAGCUACUCAUAAGACCUCUUGGCGCGGGGCAAGAAGUUGGCAGAUCAUGUAUUAUUUUGGAAUUCAAGGGGCGCAAGAUUAUGCUGGACUGUGGCAUCCAUCCUGGCUUGGAAGGCAUGGAUGCCCUGCCGUAUAUCGAUUUGAUUGAUCCGGCCGAGAUUGAUUUGCUUCUCAUCAGCCAUUUUCACUUGGAUCACUGCGGGGCAUUGCCAUGGUUCUUACAAAAGACCAGUUUUAAAGGAAGGACUUUUAUGACCCAUGCCACCAAAGCCAUCUACCGCUGGCUGCUGUCAGAUUAUGUCAAAGUCAGUAACAUCUCUGCUGAUGAUAUGCUGUACACGGAGACUGACUUGGAGGAGAGCAUGGACAAGAUCGAGACCAUCAACUUCCACGAGGUGAAGGAGGUGGCCGGCAUUAAGUUCUGGUGUUACCACGCCGGCCACGUCCUGGGAGCGGCCAUGUUCAUGAUCGAGAUCGCUGGUGUGAAGCUGCUGUACACGGGAGACUUCUCUCGGCAGGAGGAUCGCCAUCUCAUGGCAGCCGAGAUCCCCAGCGUGAGGCCGGACAUUCUCAUCACGGAGUCGACGUACGGCACACACAUCCACGAGAAGAGGGAGGAGAGGGAGGCUCGCUUCUGCAACACGGUGCACGACAUCGUCAACAGAGAAGGCCGCUGCCUCAUCCCCGUCUUCGCCCUGGGGCGAGCCCAGGAGCUCCUGCUCAUCCUGGAUGAGUACUGGCAGAACCACCCCGAGCUGCACGACAUCCCCAUCUACUACGCCUCCUCGCUGGCCAAGAAGUGCAUGGCCGUCUACCAGACCUACGUCAACGCCAUGAACGACAAGAUCCGCAAGGCCAUCAACAUCAACAACCCCUUUGUCUUCAAGCACAUCAGCAACCUGAAGAGCAUGGAUCACUUUGAUGACAUUGGCCCCAGCGUAGUGAUGGCCUCCCCCGGUAUGAUGCAGAGUGGUCUCUCCCGGGAGCUGUUCGAGAGCUGGUGCACCGACAAGAGGAACGGCGUCAUCAUUGCCGGCUACUGUGUGGAGGGGACACUGGCAAAGCACAUCAUGUCUGAGCCAGAGGAGAUCACCACCAUGUCUGGCCAGAAGCUGCAGCUGAAGAUGUCUGUGGACUACAUCUCCUUCUCCGCUCACACCGACUACCAGCAGACCAGCGAGUUCAUCAGGGCUCUCAAGCCCCCACACGUGAUCCUGGUGCACGGCGAGCAGAACGAGAUGGCUCGUCUGAAGGCGGCGCUGAUCCGGGAGUACGAGGACAACGACGAGGUCCACAUCGAGGUGCACAACCCCCGCAACACAGAGGCCGUCACCCUCAACUUCCGCGGAGAGAAGCUGGCCAAGGUGAUGGGUUCCCUGGCGGAUAAGAAGUGUAUGCAGGGCCAGCGCGUGUCUGGGAUCCUGGUCAAGCGCAACUUCAGCUAUCACAUCCUCGCCCCUUCAGACCUGUCCAACUACACAGAGCUGGCCAUGAGCACAGUGAAGCAGACCCAGGCCAUCCCCUUCACCGGGCCCUACUCCCUACUGGUCAACCAGCUACGCCACCUAGCAGGGGACGUGGAGGAGGUGGAGGGUACGGAGAAGACCACGCUGCGCAUCUUCAAGCACAUCUCUCUGUUCCACGAGGCCGGCAUGGUCACGCUGGAGUGGAUAGCCAACCCUCUGAAUGACAUGUACGCUGACGCCGUCACCACAGUAGUGCUGGAGGUGCAGUCCAAUCCCAAAGCCCAGAAAAUUAUGGACACCAAACCGGAUAUUCUCAACGUGCAUGAGUUCCAGAGGAGGCUGGAGGUUAUGUUCCAUGACAUGUUUGGAGAAGACUGUGUGGACUUCAAGGACCCUGGCAACUUGUCGGUGACGGUGGAUGGGAAGACGGCAUACAUAAACCUGGAGACCCGGACGGUGGAGUAUGAGGAGGGCAGUGCAGAUGACGAGACCAUCAAGGAGAUGGUGGAGGUGGCUGUGCAGAGGCUCUACGAUGCCAUGAGCCCCGCUAUAUGAAUGGACAUGAACACACACACACACACACACACACACACACACACACACACACACACACACACACACACACACACACACACACACACACACACACACACACACACACACAGGCUCUAAGAUGCUAUGUGAAUGGACAUCAUCACACUAAAACACACACAGUGUCCAGCGUCAUUGAAGGACAUGAACACACCCACAUACUUACACACAGACAGGGCUCUAAAUUAACACCAGCCAACUGGCCAAAUGCUGGUGACAUUUCAGUUAAGCUGGUAGAAAAGACCAACUUACUAGCCACUUUGACCCAUUAGUGAGUGUCUUUUGCUAGUAAGAAGAUUAAUACCUUCUAUGCAUUUUGGCUGGAGAUGGAAAAAAGUUCAUUCAGAGUCCUGCACACAGAUAUACGCAAGUACACUCUCUUGCAUGGUCUACGUAAAGACCUGAUGGAGAUAUAAACUCCACCUCCCUGGGACUUUGAAUUCAUUUGACAUAAAGAACCACAAAGAGUCGACGAAAUCAGUUCAGGGAUGCCUCUUCAGUUCAUCUCACUGUGUGUCUGUGGUCAUUUUGUAUUGGAGGACUUUUUUGAAGAAAACAAGAGAAUACAGGUCUUGUUGUUUCCUUUGUAAAGUUUUUUGUAUGUCGCUUCUGUUGGUGUGUGUGUGUGUGCGCGUGUAUGUGUGUGCGCCCUCACAUGUGAUUUCUAUGAAUAUGAUGUUCUCUGAAUGCAGAAACAUGAAAUGGAAGAUCAUUCCUACUUCGCAUAUGAAGAUACUGUUUUCUUUUUUAAUGUGUAGGUUAGCUAACACUGAAACUCUGAAAAGAAUGAUUAUUUUGGUGUAAUAAAUAUUUCAUUGUCUUUGGA
Molecule: messenger RNA, 3033 nt
Organism: Engraulis encrasicolus (European anchovy)
Lineage: Eukaryota; Metazoa; Chordata; Actinopteri; Clupeiformes; Engraulidae
Gene: cpsf3
Product: cleavage and polyadenylation specific factor 3
Exons: 18
Coding region: 99-2171 (690 amino acids)
Biological process (GO): mRNA 3'-end processing by stem-loop binding and cleavage
Cellular component (GO): mRNA cleavage and polyadenylation specificity factor complex
Molecular function (GO): RNA binding; 5'-3' RNA exonuclease activity; RNA endonuclease activity
Source: RefSeq, a predicted model, not a curated record